UCAAGUACCAACAGGAUGAGGUGGUAGGGCAAACUCAGGAUACUUGAAACAGAAGCCAUCAUGCUUUCUCAGGGCAUAGAGACACUUUGACACAAUACUCACCCAAGCUGGGAUUCUCUGUCCACUGAUGGACAGCUUGACUCCUCUUCUUCAUUUGUGAUGUUUGGUGGACUCAGAGCCUAGUCUAGUUCAGGUUCUGGAUCAACUGACUCAACCGACGCCUGGAUUUUCUCAGGCCUACUUCCUUCAGGUGUCAAUUUUUCCAAGCUAAAGGAGGAAGAGCCAUGUCUUCACUUCUCUGCAAUCCUCGUAUGCAACUGGAUGACAAUCUUAUUCAAAUGCAACAAGGAACAAUGAUGCGCAAGGUGAAAUCCAAGAACUGGAAGAAACAACGAUACUUCAUGUUGCAGCAGGACUGCAUGACAGUCUGGUACAAAUCUAAGAUGUCUGGCAAAGCCAAAUCAGCCUUUUCUGUAAGUGAUGUGGAGACAAUCCGUGAAGGACAUCAAUCAGAGGUGCUGCGAAGUCUGGCUGAGGAAUUCCCUGCUGAGUGUUGUUUCACUGUUGUCUUCUAUGGGCGGCGAAGCAAUCUAGACCUCAUUGCCAGUUCAGCAGAGGAGGCUCAGUGUUGGAUCCAAGGUCUGAGGCGCCUCAUAGAGAUAGUCAUUAACAUGGAUCAGAAAGAAAGGCUUGAUCAAUGGAUCUGUGACUGGUUUUUAAAAGCUGAUAAAGACAACAAUGGGCGGAUGAACUUCAAAGAGGUCCAGCACUUGCUCAGAAUGAUGAAUGUGGAUAUGAAUGAAGACCAUGCCUUCCAGCUCUUCCAGAUGGCUGACAAAUCAGAAACAGGGUCGCUGGAGGGAGAGGAAUUUGUGCUGUUCUACAAAGCACUAACUCAGCGGGAUGAGGUGCUUGAGAUUUUCCAGGAGUACUCUGAAGAUGGGAAGAAGCUGACCCUCUUGGAAUUUGUGGACUUCUUACAACAGGAGCAGAUGGAGGUUGAUGGCACCGAUGAGCUUGCAAUGGAACUGAUUGACAGAUACGAACCAUCUGAGACUGGCAAAGCUCGUCAUAUCCUGAGCCCAGAUGGAUUCCUCAUAUACCUCUGCUCACCAGAUGGCUCCAUCUUCAACCCUGAGCACAGGAAGAUCUUCCAGGAUAUGUCUCAGCCUCUCUGCCAUUAUUUGAUCUCUUCCUCUCACAACACAUAUCUGAUUGAAGACCAGCUGCGAGGACAAAGCAGUGUUGAAGGAUAUAUCAGGGCUCUCAAACGGGGCUGCCGGUGUUUAGAGGUUGAUUGUUGGGAUGGAUCAAACGGAGAACCAAUUGUCUAUCACGGCUAUACAUUCACUUCUAAGAUCCCGUUCCGUGAUGUUGUGACAACUCUUGAGAAAUAUGCCUUCUGGGUUUCUGAUUACCCCAUCAUUCUGUCUAUCGAGAAUCACUGCAGCAUAGAACAACAAGACAUCAUGGCACAACUGCUGAAAGGCAUCCUGGGAGAACGCCUCCUCAUCAACACCAUUGAUGACCUUGUUCCUGUGCAAUUGCCUUCACCUGAAGAAUUGAAGGGCAAGAUCAUUUUAAAGGGCAAGAAGAUUGGAUAUCUGGAAGAUUCUCUGAAUGAGCAUCCAGACAAGAUGCCUGAACGGGAAGAAGUUAUUGAGGAGGAAGGAAAUGAGAUAGAAGAAGAAGCCCUGCGCAGUGAAGACAAGAGAAAAGAGAAGAAAGGUAAACAUUCCCUCUCCAAGGAACUUUCAGAUUGUAUUAUCUACUGUAAGAGUGUACCUUUCUGCAGCUUCCAGCAUUCUUGCAGCCACUACAAGUCAUAUGAGAUGUCUUCCUUCACGGAAUCCAAAGCUCGCAAGCUCAUCCGAGAAGCUGGGAAUGACUUUGUCCGCCAUAAUACCUGGCAACUGACACGGAUCUUCCCCAGUGGGUUACGGACGGACUCUUCCAAUUUCAACCCCCAGGCGAUGUGGAAUGUGGGGUGUCAACUGGUGGCCCUGAAUUUUCAAACGGCUGGUACAGAGAUGGACUUGUAUGAUGGACUUUUUAGUCAAAAUGGCCACUGCGGUUAUGUGUUGAAGCCAAGUUUCAUGAGGGAUAGAGAGACAGCCUUCAGCCCUGAGGACCCCCAAAGCAGGGGUGAAGGUAACCCCUUGAGCUUAAUUAUUAAGAUCAUUAGUGGACAGCAGCUGCCCAAGAUUCCCAACAGCAAAGAAGGCUCCAUUGUGGAUCCAUUCGUGCGAGUGGAGAUUCAUGGGAUCCCUUCUGACAAUGCCAAGCAGGAAACCAAAUAUAUUGACAACAAUGGUUUUAACCCACAGUGGGGUGAGUCCUUUCGGUUCUACGUGUGGGUCCCAGAACUGGCCCUUCUACGUUUUGUGGUGGAAGAUUAUGACAAGGCAUCUCGGAAUGACUUUGUGGGGCAGUAUACACUACCUCUCACCAGUGUCAAAGCAGGAUACCGCCACAUCCAUCUUCUUUCGAAGGACGGCACUGGGAUCUCACCAGCAUCACUCUUUGUCCACAUUCAGAUAAGGGAGUUGGCAACUGAGAACGAUUAAAUCGCAUUUCUGCAUCACACAAUGCAACUCUUCCUUCUCUGCCCCCUUUGGUUUGGAGAAUGAGGGUGAAUGAAGGAGACAAGAAUUAAGGUGUUUGUUUUUUUAAAAAUCACCCUAUCUGCCAACCAUUUCUUACUUCUAUGCAGAAUGGAAUUUGGACACAUUGUUUUCCACGAGUACAUUUAUUUUUUUAAAAAAAGAAUACCAAUUGUAUUAUUUCGCUUGUUUAUUUAUUUUUAUGACUGUGAUUUGCUCAGGUCUCACCUUAUAAUCUACCUCCGCCUUGUAAGGAAUCCAGCCUACCUUGCCCUGACAGAGCAAAAUUCUUUUAAUAAUGUUUUCUAUAAUCGUGGACUUACCAGGAGAGCUUUCUUAAAGUACUAUUCACCAGGCCUUGAGCCAGAAGAAAUGUAUGCUGGCUUAAACUGUGCUGCUUUUAUUGCUGAUUCUGCAAUAGUAAUGAGGCUGGUGAAAGCUUUAUCCUAUUGUGGGCUAAGUCUAAGAAAAGAAUGGAUGUAUUUUUUUCCCCUAGCCUGGUUUCCCUUACAGGUUCCAGUAGGAAAACAGUCACUAAUCACUCUCCCUUAUAUAGAUCAGAACUGGGUGACCAAAGAAAGGUGCUUAAAAUGAUGAAUUAGCCACCUGUCAGGUAGGGAGGGAUAUGUGGCAUGAAGCAGGAGAAAAAGGGUCUCUAAUCUUCCUGUUUGGUGCAACUUUUUCUCUUCAACUGUGACAUGGCAAACAAGUUUUUUCUAAAAACAAGACUACUACAUUGUAGAAAGAGUACAAAACCUCUGUUCAAACAUAAUGUGGCUGAGCUGCAUAGAAAGGAAAGAAGAUGACCUUGACAGAAUCAUUAGCCAGGCAAAGGAAGCUGAGACAUUUUUUAAGCCUUGGGAAAGAAGAUAAUAUUCAAGAGCAGAUGCUCCUUAAU
This is a messenger RNA of Pantherophis guttatus, 3501 nucleotides long. RefSeq names its product phospholipase C delta 4 (gene PLCD4). NCBI's taxonomy places the organism in Eukaryota, Metazoa, Chordata, Lepidosauria, Squamata, Colubridae. Gene Ontology annotation, cellular component: plasma membrane. Gene Ontology annotation, biological process: intracellular signal transduction; lipid metabolic process. Gene Ontology annotation, molecular function: phosphatidylinositol-4,5-bisphosphate phospholipase C activity; calcium ion binding. The record is from RefSeq and is a predicted model, not a curated record.